Molecule: messenger RNA, 1312 nt
Organism: Arachis ipaensis
Lineage: Eukaryota; Viridiplantae; Streptophyta; Magnoliopsida; Fabales; Fabaceae
Source: RefSeq, a predicted model, not a curated record
CUUUGUCACUUAUUUUUUAUUAGGUAAUGACUUCAAACCCUGAACAUGCAUCAUUAGAGACAACAAUUCUUGAUGCACUCCAUAUGAUGCAUGAUGGGAAGUUCUUACAUCUUCCAGUGGUGGACAAAGACGGCAACAUUGCUGCUUGUUUGGAUGUUUUGCAAAUAACAACUGCUGCAAUUUCUCUGGUUGAAAGUAGCUCUGGAACUGUAAAUGAUAUGGCAAACUCAAUUAUGCAAAAAUUUUGGGACUCAGCUUUAGCGCUAGAGCCACCAGAUGAUUAUGACACUCAGAGUGAAGUUUCCGGGAUAAUGAAUUCAGAUGGAGCAGAUACUGCAAAGUCUACAUACCAAACUGUAGGUCAUGGAAAUUCAUUUACUUUUAAAUUUGAGGAUCCUAAUGGUCGAGUGCAUCGAGUCACCUGUGGAGCGGAAAAUCUAGAUGAGCUUGUAUCUGCUAUCAUGGAAAGGGUCAGUAAUAAUGACAGAUCACGCCCCGUAAUUUUGUAUGAUGACGAUGAAGGUGAUAAAAUUGUUAUUGCAAACGAUAGUGAUCUCGUUUCUGCUGUCAGCUAUGCUCGAUCUGCAGGACUGAAGGCCUUGAAGUUGGAUUUGGAGUUUACAGAUUCAGCUAAACCCGUGACACCACAGUCUGCAAUAGCCAUGACCACAACCACAGCUACGAGACGGAAAACAGAAGGCGGCAUGUUGUCCAUUCGCUCGAGUAUUUUUGCAGGUGCUGUUGUUCUAACGAGCAUUGGCGUGGUGGCUUACUUGAAGCGCUCAAAUCAGUGAUUUCUUCACCAGUUGGAAAACACAACAGGCAGUAAAAAUCAUACUGUAUAAACUCCUUAGCUUUAUUGUCACUUAAAUCUUCAUUCAUUGCAGCAAGGUGAUGUGAAAGUUCUCCUUUACUAUAUUUUGUAGUUGUUUUAGCCAAUGUCUUGUGAGGGUUGUUUGGUUUUGCAUAUAUUUUUAAGAGAUAUGUUACGUGUACGUAUUAAGUGUCAGACAUUGUGUCGACUCAUUUCUCGUAGAUGGGAUGUGAGACGGCACGACGUUUAACACGUAAUACGUUACAUGGAACACUUUUCUAUUUCUGACUCCAAUGUAAUUGUUAGUUACCUGUUACCACUUCUGCUUGCAAGUGAAAAUAUGUAAAGAUAAAACCGUGGCAUGAAUACUCAAAUGUCAUAGUAUUCAACACUUGCAAUUCCUGAAAUAUGUGAACUAACAUCAUUGAGGAUUAUAAUUAUCCUCCAAGUUUUGUGAUCGGUGUAUUACCAUGUAAUGUAGGCAGAGUUUUUCGUUCA